UACUGUAGCGACAUCUUGUGUAUUCAUCAGUGAGAUAUACAUUUACAGUUGACUCUGAGAAGUAUUUCAUGACAUCAAGUCUUUGAAAAAAGUAAUAGGUGGUAUCAAACGAACUAAAGGAAAAUUGGUUUUCCAUUUUUUUCUCCUUAAAUACGAUCAUCUUGAAUGUUUAUAAAAUUUUAAACGUGCACAAUUUAUUGCUAUUGAAUACAUAGUCAUGCUUACAUAUUUUUCAUUUUUUUAACGAUAUUAAACAAUUAUUCUUUUAUUUCAUAUUUCGUCGUUUAAACAAAAAUAGCAAUAUAUAGUGCUUACGUUUUAUGACGACACAUACGAAAAAGGAUACUAAUUUUUCUGUCAAUAAACGUAAAAAUGGAUGUUAAGCGAAAACGUUCACGAAGAAAAACUAAUAAAAAUAAAACAGACAGUGGCACAGAAGAUAAAGUUAUAGAAUGGAGUGAUGCAGAUAAAAGGACUCUAUUAGAAGCACUCAAAAAACAUGGUUCCAACAAUAUCACUGCUAUAUCAAAGAUGUUGCCAUGCAUAUCUCCUGAAAAUAUUAAGUUAAAGAUAUCUGAAUAUUCAACUAUGGCAAACAACUUAUAUGAAACUGAAAUAUUAGAUGAAUGGUUAAACUCCGGUAUAUACAAACCUGGUGACAGUUUAAUACCGGAAGCAUUAUUAUUUAUAUAUUUAUUUGAAGAUCAUCCAACAACAGAGGCAGAUGGAUAUGAUUUCAGAGCAAUAUAUAAAUUUCUUUAUCGUUCAUGUUUCGAACAACCGUCGCAUCUUGAUCUAUCAGAAAAAGAUUUAAAUUUACUUUAUUAUGCAUUGUAUAAAGUACAAAAUAAAGUGUGGCCAAACUACCGAAAAGAAAUUUGGGAGUACGUUGGAAAAAUUUAUAACAAAAAGAACAUUAAGAAAGUGUAUCCAGGAAAGACCACAGAUUCCUUAUAAUGUUCAAGCUUUAAUUUACACAGUUAUAUACAUUUGCAUUGUUUAAUACUUUUUUUAUUGUAAGAAAAGUAUAUAUUUGUAUAGAGAAUUUUUUAAAUAUUUAAUUAAACUUAACAACUGUAUUUUGUUUCUUAUAAUAAUAGAACAAUGAGCAUCGAAAAUAUGUAUAUAAAUGGAGUAACUAAGAUUAAUUUUUGCAGUGUGUACACUUUUUUUAUCAAAAAUAAAACAGAUAAUUUUUUUGUUUGUA
Nomia melanderi (Alkali bee) is the source of this 1207-nucleotide messenger RNA. RefSeq lists its product as uncharacterized. NCBI's taxonomy places the organism in Eukaryota, Metazoa, Arthropoda, Insecta, Hymenoptera, Halictidae. The record is from RefSeq and is a predicted model, not a curated record.